AUGAAGCCUACAACUAUUGCAAAUUGUUUCCAACAUUGCAAAAUUCGAUCUGAGAAAGAUAUGCCUCUCGAACAAGAAAUUGAUGAUGUUGAAGGCAUUCAUAAAUUAAAAGAAGUAAUUUCUGAUUUACACUAUAGAAAUGUCAUGAAUGUUGAGCAGAUUUUGAAUUAUCCAAGUGAAAAUGAAUCUUUGAUGGAGUCACCUACGGAUGAAGAAAUUAUUCAAGGAGUAAUGGAUGUGCUAGCUGAUGACGAGCAAGAUCAAAAUGACAGUAGAGUUUUACCACAUGUUUCUCCAAAAGAGGCUUUUCUAGCUAUGGAUACCUUGAAGAAUUAUUUAACCAGAUUUGGUUUAUGCCCUUCUAAAAGUUAA
Gossypium raimondii (Peruvian cotton) is the source of this 372-nucleotide messenger RNA. RefSeq lists its product as uncharacterized. The record is from RefSeq and is a predicted model, not a curated record. Bases 1 to 372 code for a protein of 123 amino acids. Lineage: Eukaryota; Viridiplantae; Streptophyta; Magnoliopsida; Malvales; Malvaceae. The transcript has a single exon.